Messenger RNA from Paraglomus occultum, 364 nucleotides. The record is from the annotation of a GenBank genome assembly. Lineage: Eukaryota; Fungi; Glomeromycota; Glomeromycetes; Paraglomerales; Paraglomeraceae.
AUGUUCGCUCCACCAAAACUCUCGGAACUCUGCUCAAAAAUCUUGACCGAACUUCCACCGCCAGAAAAUUUAAUUACGCAAAAAAAGAACGGGCAACUACCGACAAAGUCUCCAAGUGCGUUUAUUAUCUAUCGUUCGCUAUACGUCAAGAAGCUUAGAAGUCAAGGCUAUAGGUUUCAGCAGCGUUGUUUCUCAGCAGUAGCCACAAAAGCAUGGGAUCAAGAAUCCAGCGAUUUUAAAACGGAAUUCCGAAAGUACGGCCAUAGUGUUCGGUGUACGCUAGCGGGCUUGAAAAAGAAAAAGCCAUGUAAUAAUAUCUCUAUUAGAAAUAUAAAAAAGAAAGCGGAAGAACAGGCAAUGUGCA